Molecule: messenger RNA, 1035 nt
Organism: Mucor velutinosus
Lineage: Eukaryota; Fungi; Mucoromycota; Mucoromycetes; Mucorales; Mucoraceae
Exons: 7
Coding region: 1-1035 (344 amino acids)
Biological process (GO): GDP-fucose import into Golgi lumen; protein O-linked glycosylation via fucose
Cellular component (GO): Golgi apparatus
Molecular function (GO): antiporter activity; GDP-fucose transmembrane transporter activity
Source: RefSeq, a predicted model, not a curated record
AUGAGCUCUUCAAAUAAUGAUAUCCAGAUGAACCGCAAGGAUAUGGACGAAAGCGAGGAACCCUUCUUGCCCGCUCCCGUUCAAACUAGAGAGAAGCAGCAUCCUUUGCCUCUGAUUGCAGCUGUGGUCAGUUUCUAUUUCAUUAUCUCCCUCUCGGUGGUGUUUCUCAACAAGAUCAUCCUCAGUGGAUCAAGCGAUUUCCCUUACGCUCUUUUUGUCACUUGGUAUCAACUCGUGGUGGCUUUGGUCCUUUUGUUGGUAUGGGCACAGCUCGGUAAAAGCAACAAGCUCUUUAGCAUCAUCCCACCUUAUGAGUUCAAUAUGGUGAUCGCCAAGAGAGUUGCACCCUUGACUUUUGUCUAUGUUGGCAUGUUGGUGUUGAACAACUUGUGUUUGAAGUACGUCGAGGUUACCUUUUAUCAAGUUGCCAGAUCAUUGUCCAUCAACUUUACUAUCUUAUUCACUUAUGUGAUCCUUGGAAAGAAGACAUCUACACCUGCUUUGGUCGCCUGUUUUAUUGUAUUUUUGGGCUUCGUUAUCGGUUCAUAUGGUGAAAUCAAUUUUUCUUGGGCUGGUGUUGUGUACGGCGUCGGCUCAUCUGCUUUUGUCGCUCUUUAUGGUAUCUAUGUCCAAAAGACUUUGGCAGCUGUAGAUAACAAUCAAUGGAAAUUGCUUCAUUACAACACCACGCUUGCCAUCAUUUUCCUCUCUCCUCUUUUGUUGCUUUCCGGUGAGAUUAGCGAGAUUGUAUCCACAUCAGAUAUUAUUUAUACAUUCAACUUUUGGAUCCUUAUGACUAUUACUGGUAUUACCGGUUUUGGUAUCAAUAUCGCCAUGUUCUUGCAGGUCAAGUAUACAUCCGCUUUGACAAAUACUAUCAGCGGUACUGCAAAGUCUUGUGUCCAAACAGUUUUAGCAGCCAUGAUCUUCCAAAAUCCUAUCUCUGGCUUAAAUGGUCUUGGUAUCUUUUUGGCCUUGGUGGGAUCAGGUUACUAUGGUUGGGUUCGUUAUCAAGAAAGAAUUGCAUCAAAAUAG